UCGAUCCAAUCAAAUUGGAUAGGACUCUAUGGGACAGGGUGUUAGCUUAGCACAAAACAAAGACGCUGACGUGUUAUCUACACUUUAUCACAGAAGAGGGUCAGACGUUUAUGGAGAUCUAAAACAUGAUUCCUGAAAAGAGGAAAACUCCAGAUUUACUAACUGCAUAUAAAAGUCUCGUGAGUUUUGGUGGAGGUCCAUGUGUCCUGGAGGAGAAGAAGGACGUGGAGACUGAAUGGUCAUCUCCCUAGAGCAGUGGCCAGGUAUCAGUUUUAGUUUAUGUAAACAACUCUUAUCACUGUUGUGUCUGAGUUCCUGUGCGGUUUCCAACUUCUAGAAGACAACCAACCCAGUCUUCGAGGGGUGGGGUGGUGAUGAUGAUGUCCAUCUGCAGGUGUCUUAUAAUGAAGCUCACAGCUGGAGGCAGCUGAUGUUGGUGGAUUUGUUCCACGUGUUCGUCCUGGUCCUGACUGGAUGAGUGAAUCCACAGCAGCCGUGGUCAGGAUCGCCACGCUGUACCUAACAUGUAGGAUGUGUCGCCUCACUGCCAGUUCAACCUGCUUUUAUGGAUCCAAACCAAAAACUAAAGAUGCUUUUCUAGCUGAGCAGCUGUGGAAGUAAAGAGAGACGAUGCUAAACGCCUCACAAGCUUCUUUCUUCUCUCUCGCUGCUUAUCUUGACUCUGGACUGUUCAGAUAUUUGUGCUUCCUCGUUGUUGUGUGUCUGUACGUUCUGAUCCUUGGUUGUAACGUUCUGCUCAUCGUGGUCAUCUGUGUGAACAGGACUCUACAUGAACCCAUGUACAUGUUUCUGUGCAGCCUGUUUGUGAAUGAGCUGUAUGGAAGUACAGGCUUGUUUCCCUCCCUGCUGAUUCAGACUCUCUCUGACCUUCACACCAUUUCUGCUCCUCUCUGUCUCCUGCAGGUUUUUAUUGUUCACUCGUACGGGGCUGUGGAGUUUUUAAGCCUGGCCGUCAUGUCGUACGACAGGUACCUGGCUAUCUGCCACCCUCUGCAGUACAACAGCAGGAUGACAACAACAAAGAUCUUCUGGCUCAUUGCUGUGAGCUGGUUGUAUCCCAGUUGUGCGAUGUUUGUCUCGUUGUCUCUGAUUUCCCCUUUGAAGCUUUGUGGGAACAGCAUCAACAAGGUCUACUGUGACAUGCACUCUGUGGUCAAACUGGCCUGUUCAGACACCGCUCUGAUCAACAUUUAUGGCCUCUGUGCUACUUUCAGCACGAUCCUUGCUGCUUUACUUAUAAUUCUUUACACCUACACUAAGAUUUUUGUUGUGUGUUUUUCUGGAUCCAGUCAGACUCGACAGAAAGCAGUCAGCACCUGCACGCCUCACCUGGCCUCCAUCCUGAACUUUUCUAUAGCCGGCAGCUUUGAGGUUUCUCAGAGCAGAUUCAACAUGAGCUUCCUGCCCAACGUCCUGCGUAUUUUUCUCUCGUUGUACUUCCUAACGGUCCAGCCUCUCUUUAAUCCUGUGCUGUACGGCCUGAAAAUGUCAAAAAUUAAGAACGCUUGUCACAACCUGAUUCUGAAUGUAGAAAACAAACAUGAAGCUGACUAGUGAACCGGUUCAGUGAGACGUGUUUAACGAUCUGAGUUUAUAGAUGAAAUAAAGCAAAUGGGGUCAGAGGUCAAGGAUCGGAUGACUGAGCUAGUAAAGAUCAAAGUUAAAUAAAACCAAAACGACGUUUCUGUCUUUGUCUGAUUUUGGCCCCGUUAGGAAACAAAGCUCUGGUGUUUUACAGAAGUCGACUUUUGAUAAAAUUAUAAAAUUCAUUUUUAUUUUUUAUUAACUCAGAAGGACAAAAAUGGCAAAAAAUUUAAAAAAACGGUUCAAAAACUUCAGCUUUGCUCAAACCUACCAAACCUUUCUUCAUGCUGAGGAUGACCUCUGACCUCUCUGACCUGCAGCAGGAGAAGGAGGCGUGUUUCUGGCUACAUGAUUGAGUCCAGGAGGCCCACUGAGCUUCUCCACGAGUCUGGAACAGAGACCAGGUCGGUUUCUAGUGGCGAACAGUAAAAACGACAGAGCCGGCCAUAUUUCUGAAAAAGCAAACAUCCUCGAACCAUGAAUGUGUUUUUAUGUUAUGUCAUGUUACGACUCAAUGGAACCUAAGAAGAGAUUCUGGUUCUGGUCGGGUUCUUCCACCAAGUCUCAGUUUCCUGAUCGGUGGAAAUCAUUGAAUUUCACACAGUCUGGACUUGUGUUUCUGUUGACCUUAGAUGACCUUUGAUCUUCAGGAACAUUUCACCCUCAGAUACUGAGAAGUACAAGAACCUUUGGUGUUCAUCUGUGAGCUCCGUCUGUGUAAUAACCACAAAACAAAUGUAUUUAAUAAAACUAAUGAAGCCCAUGCUGCUGA
Molecule: messenger RNA, 2377 nt
Organism: Nothobranchius furzeri (turquoise killifish)
Lineage: Eukaryota; Metazoa; Chordata; Actinopteri; Cyprinodontiformes; Nothobranchiidae
Product: olfactory receptor 4B13-like
Biological process (GO): detection of chemical stimulus involved in sensory perception of smell; G protein-coupled receptor signaling pathway
Cellular component (GO): membrane
Molecular function (GO): olfactory receptor activity; odorant binding; G protein-coupled receptor activity
Source: RefSeq, a predicted model, not a curated record